This is a messenger RNA of Platichthys flesus (European flounder), 989 nucleotides long. It is a transcript of the gene kcne4, whose product is annotated as potassium voltage-gated channel, Isk-related family, member 4. Gene Ontology annotation, molecular function: potassium channel regulator activity; voltage-gated potassium channel activity involved in ventricular cardiac muscle cell action potential repolarization; transmembrane transporter binding. The coding region runs from base 153 to 701 and encodes 182 amino acids. Lineage: Eukaryota; Metazoa; Chordata; Actinopteri; Pleuronectiformes; Pleuronectidae. The transcript is spliced from 2 exons. Gene Ontology annotation, cellular component: membrane. The record is from RefSeq and is a predicted model, not a curated record. Gene Ontology annotation, biological process: ventricular cardiac muscle cell action potential; membrane repolarization during action potential; regulation of heart rate by cardiac conduction.
AUGACCAUCCAGGCUCUCUGUAUAAAUAACUUGAUCCAUUUGUUAGUGCUGCCAAACUCCAGAAGAGCUGCAAGAAGAAAGAAGCUGAACCAGAGACUUGCUCCUCGCUUUGGGCAACUUUAAAACCAUCCACGAAGUUUGCACCUAACAAAAUGGAGCAUCUGGAAAACUCCACAGCGUCCCAGAAACACCUCGUCCCGCAGACGCAGAGCAGCGCCAUCUCCCAGGCGGACAAGAGCGGCGGGAACGCGUACCUGUACAUCCUGAUCGUCAUGUGUUUCUACGGGGUCUUCCUCUGCGGCAUCAUGCUCGGGUACUUCCGCUCCAAGCGGCGCGAGAAGAGGAGGAUCAACAUCUUCACGCGCCUCGUGCACGAGGAGGAGCAGCGGGAGUGGGGCGCGCUGCCGAAGAAGCACAGCCUCACCUUCCCCGUCCCCGCCGCGUCGGGACUGCGCUCCAUGAAUGUGUCCCUGCCCUUCUAUGGUAACCACGGCGACCACUUCGGACACCUGCAUGGCGAGGACGCGCUGCCCUCUCCGCUGGCGUGCACUCUGUACACGGAGCAGAGUAGCGUCAGCUCCCUCUGCUCCUCCGCGGACACGCGCUUCGCCAUAGAGGAGGAGUCGGACAGCGGCACGGUGGAGGCAUCAGAAGAGAAAACCAAGGGAGGCUCGGGCAAAAGAGGGGACGACUCAGGCUGAACUCCCCGAGAGACGGUGCGUGGUCCAUCUAAAGAAGAGGAGAAACAUGAGCUGGAGAGAAGAUCAGGAGGCUGUGAAGCGUCCUUGCCCAAAACAACCCAACCAGAAGUCAUCUAUUCUGCAAUAAAACUCUGAUCAAUAACAUCAGGAUCUGAUCUCAGGCCUGGAUAAAGUCACACAAGUGUUUUAAAUCUUAAACCCAGGCCACAUGGCCACAGUGGAACCUUUUCUAUCUUACUUCUACUGUCCUCAAUUUAAACAGCAGCAAGAUAAAAACAAUAACAACUA